This is a messenger RNA of Striga asiatica, 1218 nucleotides long. NCBI's taxonomy places the organism in Eukaryota, Viridiplantae, Streptophyta, Magnoliopsida, Lamiales, Orobanchaceae. The record is from the annotation of a GenBank genome assembly.
AUGUUUAGAAUCGCGAAUAUUAUUCGCCUCUCCUUAUUUUUGCUCCUCUCUAUGAAUAUUUUUCGUGCGGGACAUAGCUGUUUUUGGACUUACACAGUGCACGUUAAUCUCGUUAAUAAUCUUCCGCUGGAAUCUAAGCCACUGUAUGUGUAUUGCGCGUCCAAAGACGACGAUCUUGGACAUCACACUUUGAGUUGUUUUUUGCUCUAUGAUGCCCGUGUGAGUUUCACCAACAAUCUUCCGAAAAACUCUAAGCCGCUCAAUCUGCAUUGUAAGUCUAAAGACGAUGACCUUGGAAAUCACACGCUCAGUUAUGGUGAGAGCUGGGGAUUCAAAUUCUGCGUGAACAUUUUUGCCACCUUAUUUUAUUGCAACCUUAAUUGGGGCGAUAAGUACAUGUCCUUACAUGCUUUCGAUGGCAAGUGGUAUAGAAGCGUGCACGAUCCUUGCGCUGGCAAUCGUGGAAAUAAUUGCGCGUGGACGGAUAUGAGCUGUUUCUUCUACUACGAAGCCCGUGUAAGUUUCAUCAACUAUCUUCCACAAAACUCUAAGCCGCUCGACCUGCAUUGCGCGUCAAAAGAUGACGACCUUGGAAAUCACACGCUCGGUUAUGGUGAGAGUUGGGGCUUCAAAUUCUGUGUGAACCCUUUUGCCACCUUAUUUUAUUGCAACCUUUAUUGGGGUAACAAUUUCAUGGCUUUUCAUGCUUUUGAAGGAAGAUGGUUAAUAAGCUUGCACAAUCCUUGCACUGGUUUUAAUAGAACUGAUUGCCCAUGGAAGGUAGAGAGUGAGGGUGCUAGUUUACCAGGAGGAGAACCUUCAAACAUUCUUUACCCUUUUCUAUUUCUUCUCCUCUCUAUGGAUCUUCUCCACAAGGGUCAGAGCUGUUUUUUGUACUACAAAGUCCACGUUAGUUUCGUCAACAAUCUUCCCGAAAAUUUGAGGCCACUUUACGUGCAGUGCAUGUCAAAAGACGACGAUCUUGGAAUUCAUAGGCUGAUGUUUGGUCAAACUUGGGGCUUCAAAUUCUGUGUGAAGCCUUUUUCAACCUUAUUCUAUUGCAACCUUAAUUGGAGUAGUUUGCACAUUGGCCUUCAGGCUUAUAAUGCUUUGUGGAUUCUGAAUCCCUGCAAUAAAGGGGAAUGCGCUUGGACUGUGAUUGAAGCUGGGGCUGGUUUACCAAAAGGCAAGUUUCAUCUUUGGGACACAACAGAAUAA